This is a messenger RNA of Nymphaea colorata (pocket water lily), 1155 nucleotides long. RefSeq names its product xyloglucan endotransglucosylase protein 7-like. Gene Ontology annotation, molecular function: hydrolase activity, hydrolyzing O-glycosyl compounds; xyloglucan:xyloglucosyl transferase activity. The transcript has 3 exons. Gene Ontology annotation, cellular component: apoplast; cell wall. The record is from RefSeq and is a predicted model, not a curated record. Gene Ontology annotation, biological process: cell wall biogenesis; xyloglucan metabolic process. The coding region runs from base 95 to 937 and encodes 280 amino acids. Lineage: Eukaryota; Viridiplantae; Streptophyta; Magnoliopsida; Nymphaeales; Nymphaeaceae.
UCCACCCUCUUGGAGCACCACACAGCAGCACUGCCCUUUACUAGUUUGAGUUUGAAUUCGCUCUUCAAUUCCUCCAGCUAGCUCCACCAUAAGUAUGGCGUCCUUUGGCAAAGUAGCAGCCCUGUUGCUGCUGCUGCUGAGCUUCUGUGGGGCGUCCAUGGGCAACUUCUGGACGGACGUCGACAUUACGUGGGGCGGUUCACGAGCCGCCAUCACCAACAACGGCCAGCAGCUCCAACUGUCCAUGGACAGGACCUCCGGCUCCGGCUUUCAGUCCAAGAACGAGUACCUAUUCGGCAGGUUCGACAUGAAGAUAAAGCUCGUCCCCGGCAACUCCGCCGGCACCGUCACCGCCUACUACCUAUCCUCUCAAGGGCCUACCCAUGACGAGAUAGAUAUGGAGUUCCUGGGCAACGAAACCGGGCAGCCCUACACCCUUCACACCAACGUCUACACGCAGGGGAAGGGCAACAGGGAGCAGCAGUUCCGCCUCUGGUUCGACCCAACCGCCGACUUCCACACUUACACCAUCCUCUGGAAUCCUCGCCUAGUAAUGUUCUACGUGGACGGGACUCUGAUAAGGAUGUUCAGGAACCAUGAGUCGGCGGGCGUGGCUUACCCGAGCAGGCAGGCCAUGAGGAUGUACUCCAGCCUGUGGGACGCCGAGGACUGGGCAACCCAGGGCGGCCGCGUCAAGACCGACUGGUCCAAGGCUCCUUUUGUGGCCACCUUCGGCGACAUCGCCAUCAACGGCUGCGUCUGGAAGGGCUCCGCCUCUUCCUGCGGCGCUUCCUCUUCCAGUUGGAUGAACCAAGCAGCCGCCUCCUCUGACCUACAGAAGAUGCAGUGGGUACAGAGGAACUACAUGAUCUACAACUACUGCAAGGACGUCAACCGAUUCCCCCAGGGUCUUCCGGCCGAAUGCUCCCUCGCUUGAUCCUUCCGCGACAUACCAACAUAGAAAUGUUCCCCCUAUAUCGUGUAUACCCAUAUUCUUUCAUUCGUGCUUGCCAUCGAUAAGCUUGUCUUUCCCUUCAAUUUUUUGCCUGAACGUUUUUCUUCAGGCAAUUGCAACAGAGAUGUGGAAUAAGUACUUCACUUGUAUGCAUGACAUUGUACCAUAAGAAUAAGAACUUCUCUUAUAUUUGUUCUCUA